Molecule: messenger RNA, 1107 nt
Organism: Trichoderma virens Gv29-8
Lineage: Eukaryota; Fungi; Ascomycota; Sordariomycetes; Hypocreales; Hypocreaceae
Exons: 3
Coding region: 1-1107 (368 amino acids)
Biological process (GO): ceramide biosynthetic process
Cellular component (GO): membrane
Molecular function (GO): sphingolipid delta-4 desaturase activity
Source: RefSeq, a predicted model, not a curated record
AUGGCUCGGUCCGCCGCGACAACGGCCACCAAAGAGGCCAAGCCUCAGGCAGAUGCUCUCCCAGCAGACAGCGAUAAUAAGCACAACGACUUCUUCUGGACUUAUACCGAGGAGCCGCACCGCACACGCCGUCUGGCCAUCAUCAAGGCCCAUCCCGAGGUCCUCAAGCUAUGCGGCCCUGAGCCUCUGACCAAAUAUGUCGUUGCCGGCGUUGUCGGACUUCAAGUUGUUCUGGCCUAUCUGUUGCGAUCAACGCCUUUCUGGUCGUGGCAGUUCUGGGCCGUGGCCUAUGUCUUUGGUGCCACUGCGAACCAGAACCUGUUUCUGGCCAUCCACGAAAUCUCCCAUAAUCUGGCCUUCAGGAACCCUCUGGCCAACCGGCUCAUCGCCAUCGUUGCCAAUCUGCCUAUUGGCAUUCCUUAUAGCGCUUCAUUCAGGCCGUACCACCUCACUCACCACAAGUCCCUCGGCGUGGAUGGCCUUGACACUGAUCUUCCAACUGCCCUGGAGGCCUUUGUGCUCGACUCCAUCUUCGGCAAGGCCUUCUUCUGCACAUUCCAGAUCUUCUUCUACGCCAUUCGCCCCAUGGCAGUCUACCGCAUCCCCAUGACCUGGGUUCACCUCCUCAACGUCGUUACUCAAAUCACCUUUGAUUUCCUUCUCGUUCACUUUGCUUCUCCAAACGCUCUUCUCUACCUGCUGCUGUCCUCUUUCCUCGCUGGCAGCCUGCACCCCCUUGCUGGCCACUUCAUCGCCGAGCAUUACGUUUACGAGACCGUCACCCCUACUCAGAGGAACCCUGACAACAAAGUACCUGUCCCGGAGACCUUUUCGUACUACGGCCCUCUCAACAUUCUGACCUACAACGUUGGACUGCACAACGAGCACCACGACUUCCCGGCCAUCCCCUGGACAAGACUCCACGCCGUGUAUGAAAUCGCCAAGGAGUUCUACGAGCCUUUGCCCCGCCACGAGAGCUGGAUCUACGCCAUCUGGCGAUUCAUCUGGGACGAAAACGUGGGCAUCAGCUGCCGCGUCAAGAGAAAGAACGGCGGCCGCAUCGUUGGAGGCGCCGUCAAGUGGAAGCAGUCUGAAGUCGAGGCUUAG